Messenger RNA from Fonsecaea multimorphosa CBS 102226, 858 nucleotides. RefSeq lists its product as uncharacterized. Gene Ontology annotation, molecular function: nickel cation binding; GTPase activity. The record is from RefSeq and is a predicted model, not a curated record. The transcript has a single exon. The coding region runs from base 1 to 858 and encodes 285 amino acids. Lineage: Eukaryota; Fungi; Ascomycota; Eurotiomycetes; Chaetothyriales; Herpotrichiellaceae.
AUGGCUAGCCACUCUCACGACGGCGGGACUUCUCACUCUCACACCCACGAUCACACUAACGGGGCACCUCAUGGCCAUACACACGAGAUCCUCGAUGGACCAGGCUCGUACCUGCACCGCGAAAUGCCCAUCGUCGAGGGCCGGGACUUUGGCGACCGGGCAUUCACAAUCGGUAUCGGUGGGCCCGUCGGAUCGGGGAAGACGGCGCUCAUGCUCGAGCUGUGCCUGGCGCUCCGAAAAGACUACAACAUCGCAGCCGUGACCAACGACAUCUUCACACGAGAAGACGCCGAGUUCCUGACGAAACACGGCGCCCUCACACCCGAGAGAAUCGUGGCGAUAGAAACAGGAGGAUGCCCGCACGCCGCCGUCCGAGAAGACAUUUCGGCCAACUUGCUCGCGCUGGAGGGGCUGCAUGCGAAAUUCCAGACCGACCUCCUGCUGAUCGAGAGCGGCGGCGACAACCUCGCGGCCAACUACUCGCGCGAACUGGCGGAUUUCAUCAUCUACGUGAUCGACGUCGCGGGAGGGGACAAGGUGCCCCGCAAAGGCGGUCCGGGAAUCACGGGCUCGGACCUGCUGAUCAUCAACAAGUGUGAUCUGGCCAACGCGGUGGGUGCGGACGUGGAUCUGAUGGAGAGGGAGGCGAACAAGAUUCGCGAGGGCGGACCCGUUGUGAGGGCCGUGAUCAAGACCGGCGUGGGCGUCAAGGAUACCGUCAAUUUGAUUCUGUCGGCGUGGAAGAGCACCACAGGGUAUCAGCUGAGUAAGGAGCGAUGGGCAAAGGGCGUGCCGAGGGGUAGUGGCGAGCAGCCUACUAAUAACAGGUAUACCAGUGUGUUCGCCGGUUCAAGGUAG